AUGGACAAGAGGGCGAGCGGUCGCAGGUCGGGCAGGCGGAGGAAGUCGCAGAAAUCCACAGAUUCCCCAGGCGCAGACACUGUGCCACCGGAGAGUGCAGCGCGGGACGACGCGGUGUUCGACGACGAGGUGGCGCCAAACCCCGCCACCGAGAACGUCUCUACGGAAAAGAAAGUGAAAUCUCCGCGGGCCGCCCCGGACGGGGGCGUUGCCACCGCGCCGAGCCCCGGCCCCAAAGCGCAACCACGAGGGGAAUCGGAGCGCAGCAAACAACCGCUCCCGGCCACGUCCCCCACCAAGAGGAAGGGCAGGAGCCGCGUCCCCGAGGCUGUGCCCAGUCCGCCCGCCGGCCCUCCGCGGGCCCCCGCCAAGGAGUCCCCACCCAAGAGGGCGUCGGCGCCGGACACCGGCCCCGCAGCCAAGGGCGGCGCGGAAGAGGCGGCCCGGGUCAUCCCGCGCGAGCUCACGGUCAAGAGCAGCUCGCUGCUGCCGGAGAUUAAGCCCGAGCACAAGAGGGGCCCGCUCCCCAACCACUUCGACGGCCGAAGCAAAGAGCUGGGCAGGUCGGCCGGACCUUCCGACGAAGCUCUGAAGCCCAGGAACCACUUCGGUGUGGGCAGGUCGACCGUGACCACUAAAGUGACCCUCCCUGCCAGACCCAAACAUGUGGAACUAAAUCUUAAAACUCCUAAGAAUCCUGACAGUUUGGGAAGUGAGCAUAAUUCGUUUAGCCAGCCAGUUCAUAAGGGAAACACUGCCACCAAAAUCUCCUUAUUUGAAAACAAACGGGUGAACAAUAGCCCCAGACACCCUGACAUUCGUGGCACAAGGAACACUCCUCCCUCCAGUAAGACAUUUGUUGGAAGGGCAAAGCUGAAUUUAGCCAAAAAAGCCAAGGAGAUGGAGCAACCUGAAAAGAAAGCAGGGCCAAAUGGCCAGCAAAAUGGUGCGCCCAUGAAGGAAGCCUCUGCAGAAACCACAGCUCCUGUUCCUGGAGAGGACGGUGUCCCAGUGGCUGGAGGAGCAGGAGAAGAGCCCACCGAGGGCCAUGCUCUGGGUCCUCAGCCUAGCUCCUCUGAUAAAGCAGAUGUGCAAACAGAUGCUGGCUGUCCUUCAGAAUCAGUGGUCACUGCUCCGUUUCUCAUCAAGGACCAUGAGCUCUUAGGAGAGGACGACUCAGAGGCUGCUGACAGCAAAAGACUUGUACUUGAAAAUGGCAUUGAUAUAGCACAUGUCUCCACCAUUCUUGACACCAAAGAUUCACCUCCAAAGCCGCAGGAUUCAUUUUCUGACUCACAGCCCCCAAGUGAGUCAUGUAGGGGACCUCCUCUUGCACAGCCUGCACCCCUCCCUGUGGACACUCCCCAAGACAGCUGUGCUCAAGUUCCCAUAAACAGCCUUCCAUGCACUGAUCUCAAAGUGUCAGAAAACCACAAUGGGUGUAUUUUGCUGGAGUCACAUCACACUGAGAAAGUGCCACUGUCCAAACGUGAGGGAGAAGCAAACUCUCCUUUGUCCCUAGAGCCCACCCCAGAAUCUGCGGGAGAUAAGUGUCCAUCCAAAGUCCUUGUCCAAGUCAGGUCCUUUGUGCUUCCUGUAGAGAGCACCCAGGACGUGAAUGUCCAGAUCUCAGAGAGCUCUGAAGUUAGAGAAGUGCAGUUGCCAAGUUGUCACAAUAAUGAACUUGAAGUGGUUUCUGUUGCAAGUUGUGCUCCCCAGGAAGAGGAAGUGCUGGGUAAUAAGAGCACAUCACCCAAAGACACUCAUUGCAAAGAGGAACCUGUGGCAGAGUCUAGCCCAAACAUCAUGCCACCAGGCUCUGAGAAAGCUCUGUCCACCCCGACUCAAAGUGAGAGUGGCAGAACCUCGCUGCCAGCUGAGUCCAGCCCCACCAGCUCUCGCAGCAAUAGAGAUCAUCCAGAAACUCCUCAAAGGCCAAAUCAAAAUGGUGUGAAUGGUCAGGUUAGCCCUGCUUGGCUUGUGAAUGUUUCUGCCGGUAGUGAUGAUAGCGCAUUUGAUUCUUCCUCCGACAUGGAAAAAUUCACGGAAAUUAUAAAAAAGAUGGACAGUGCCAUUUGUGUGCCACAGAAGAAGAAGAAGGCCAGGAUGCCCAACUCUCCUACCCCUCACUUUGUCAUGCCUCCCAUUCAUGAGGACAAUUUAGAAAAGGUGUUGGAUCCCAACGUGUUCACCUUUGGUUUGGGGAAGAAGAAGGAAAGCCAGCCAGAAAUGUCACCGGCUUUACACUUGAUGGAGAACCUUGACCCCAAAUCUAAACUGAGACCCAAACGUGCGUCCACCGAGCAGAGUAUCCUCUUUAAGUCCCUGCACUCUAACAUGAGUGGGAAAAGCGAAUCUCAGGCCACUCCAGCAGUAAAUGACAAGGAGAACAGGGAUGUCCCCAAUGGUGGAAUUAAGAGGUCAAGGCUAGAAAAAAGUGCUCUUUUCUCAAGCAUGUUGUCAUCCUUACCACAAGACAAAGUCUUUUCUCCCUCUGUGACGUCAGUCAAUACUAUGACCACAUCUUUCGGCACUUCUCACAACGGUUCUCUAUCUCAGUCUUCAGUGGUACAGCCCAGGUCUGAGGGUGCCCCGCCCUGUGGUUCAGACAAAGAACAGUCACUUCUCUCGCCCCACAGCUCCUUAAAGGUCUUCAAUUUCAACUCGUCAAACACAUCUCAUUCAGGUUUGAAAACUCCAAGCCACAUGGAGAAAUAUCCUCCCAAAGAGGAAACCAAAGAAGAUCUGAAUUCACGAAGCAAUCUACACUUGCCAGAAACGAAAUUUUCCAAACUGAAGAACAGUGAUGAUGUGGAAAAGGCUAACCACGUUGAAAGCAUUCUUAAGUCAAAUUUCCCAAACCACGGAAACAGUGACACCGACUUUGUGGGUCUUUUCACAUCAAGCCGGUAUGACCCAGGCAUUUCUUUUUCUGGAAUGUCAUUAUCAGAUCCAGUGACACUUAGAGGGACUGUGCAAAAUAAACUCAAUCCUCGACCUGGAAAGGUACUGAUAUUCAGUGAACCCGAUGUCUCUGAGGAGUGCAUUGAAAUUUUCAGUGACCUUCAGGAUUGCAGUGCUUGGAGCCUCUCUCCAGUGGUACUCAUAAAAGUUGUUAGAGGAUGUUGGAUUUUGUAUGAGAAACCAAAUUUUGAAGGGCACUCCAUCCCCUUAGAGGAAGGUGAAUUGGAGCUGUCUGGUCUCUGGGGUGUGGAGGAUGUUUUGGAAGGAAACAAGGCAGAUGAAUCUGAUAAGCCUGUAGUGAUUGGUUCUAUCAGACAUGUGGUCCAGGAUUACAGGAUUAGUCAAAUUGACUUAUUUACUGAACCAGAAGGGUUAGGACUCCUAAAUUCCUACUUUGAUGACACUGAGGAAAUGCAGGGGUUUGGUGUAAUGCAGAAGACUUGUUCCAUUAAAGUGCACUGGGGCACAUGGCUGAUUUAUGAAGAACCUGGAUUUCAAGGUAUCCCUUUUAUCCUGGAGCCCGGUGAAUAUCCUGACUUAUCCUUCUGGGAUACUGAAGAAGCGUACAUUGGAUCCAUGCGGCCUCUGAAAAUGGGUGGCCGGAAAGUUGAAUUCCCAACAGAUCCAAAGGUAGUUAUUUAUGAAAAGCCUUUGUUUGAAGGGAAAUGCGUGGAACUGGAAACAGAUAUGUGUAGUUUUAUCGCGGAGGGAGGAGAGACAGAAGAAACCAGUAGAGAGGGUCAUUUGCCCUUCACGGCAGUGGGGUCUAUGAAAGUUCUAAGAGGCAUUUGGGUUGCCUACGAGAAGCCUGGCUUUAGCGGUCAUCAGUAUUUGCUAGAAGAAGGAGAAUACAAAGACUGGAGAGACUGGGGAGGUUACGGCGGAGAACUGCAGUCUUUGCGCCCUGUAUUAGGUGACUUUUCAAACGCCCACAUGAUAAUGUACACUGAGAAAAACUUUGGAUCCAAAGGUUCCAGUAUUGAUGUGUUAGGAAUUGUUGCUGACCUGAAGGACACCGGCUAUGGAGCAAAGACACAGUCUAUUAAUGUGCUGAGUGGCGUAUGGGUAGCCUAUGAAAAUCCUGACUUCACAGGAGAGCAGUAUGUUCUGGAUAAAGGCUUUUACACCAGUUUUGAGGACUGGGGAGGCAAAAAUUGUAAGAUCUCUUCUGUUCAGCCAUAUGAUUCCUUCACUGGUCCAAGGAGACGAAAUCAGAUUCACUUGUUUUCAGAACCACGGUUUCAAGGUCAAAGUCAACGUUUUGAAGAGACAACAAGUCAAAUUGAUGAUUCAUUUUCAACUAAGUCUUGCAGGGUCUUGGGAGGCAGCUGGGUUGCGUAUGAUGGAGAAAAUUUCACUGGCAAUCAGUACGUGCUGGAAGAAGGUCACUAUCCCUGUCUCUCUGCAAUGGGAUGCCUGCCUGGAGCAACUUUCAAGUCUCUUCGUUUCAUACAUGUUGAAUUUUCUGAGCCAAUAAUUAUUCUUUUUGAAAGAGAAAACUUCAAAGGAAAAAAGAUUGAACUUAAUGCUGAAAUAGUUAACCUUCAGUCACUGGGAUUCAACACACAGAUCCGUUCCGUCCAGGUUAUUGGUGGCAUAUGGAUUACAUAUGAGUUUGGCAAUUACAGAGGUCGGCAGUUCCUGCUGUCACCUGCAGAAGUGCCUAACUGGUAUGAAUUCAGUGGCUGUCGGCAAAUAGGUUCUCUGCGACCCUUUGCUCAGAAACGAAUUUUCUUCAGACUUCGAAACAAAGCAACAGGGUUGUUUAUGUCAACCAAUGGAAACUUGGAGGAUCUGAAGCUUCUUAGAGUACAGGUCAUGGAAGAUGUUGGUGCUGAUGACCAGGUUUGGAUUUACCAAGAAGGAUGCAUCAAAUGCAGGAUAGCAGAAGAUUGCUGCCUGACGAUUGUGGGCAGUCUAGUAACAUCUGGCUCUAAACUGGGCCUGGCACUUGACCAAAAUGUUGACUGUCAGUUCUGGUGUAUGAAGUCAGAUGGAAGGAUCUACAGCAAGUUGAAGCCAAAUUUAGUCUUGGAUAUCAAAGGUAAGGGUAAUUUCCUUCAUUGUAAUGUGUCUGUAGUUAAGGAAAAAUCCGUUCCUUACUUGUGAAAAUGACUAUAUUAUUAACAGUGUAAUAAUUAUUAUGUGAUUAACCGUGAGAGCCUCUACUAUGUACUCGUGCGAUCCUCAGAUUAAUCCUGAAAGUUUGUUACCCCUCGUCCCUCCGCUCUCCUUUCCAAUUUUAUAGCCAAAAGACCCUGACACACAGAGGGGUUAAUCAUUUCAUUCAUGAUAGUUUACCUGCAGUGGAAGUGCUUAGCUUGAAUUUGGACACCUGGCUGAUUUCUGACCUUUUCUUUUCUUUUUUUGGUGCUGGGAAUUGAACCCUGGGCCUGGCACAUGCUAAGCAUGUGAUCUAUCGCUGAGCUGCAUCUCCAGCUGUUUUUAGAAUAGUGUUAGUCUAAACUAACAAGUUAAAUGACUGCGAUUUCGCCUAAUCACUAUAGUUGAUGAUUUUCAUGCGUGUACAUGGAGCCUUUCAUUGAAAAGAUCUAAGCUCUAAAAGGAAUUAAUGUGUUCAGUGAAGCUAAUCCUGAGUGAACUGACGGUGCAAGGGAAGCAUAAGCUGGGCCAGCGGUCCUUAAACUUUAUUUGCAGCAGAGUCGCUAGAGGGCUUGUUAAAACAGAAGAUGAUGGGCCUACCCCUUGGAGUACCUGAUUCAGGAGGUCUGGAGUGGGGUCCAAGAGCUUUUCUAACAAGUUCUAGGUGCUGAUGCUGCUGGUCUGAGAACCACAAAAAGAGAACCAUUGAUGGUAGUUUAAAAACUGACUCUAACCUCUUCGGGGGAAUUCAAUAAGCUAGUCUUUUUGCCAGCUCACUCGCAGAGUUUGUUGAUGUCAUCGGGGCUGAUGUUCUUUUAAGUUAUUAAUGACACUUUUCUAUUCCCUAUCAGGAGAGCCAGCAUGAUUAUGCUUUGUAACACAGUGAGCCAUACCAAACCUCCUACUCUAUUGUAAAUCAUUGCUAGGAGUUGGCUCUAUUUUACUUUAAUCGGGGCUCUAAGCCAAUGCAGCAGUCUUUACAAAUUAAGAGGUAAAGAAAUAGCUAAAGUCUGCUUCUUAAGACACUUCUGGAUAAUGGAAAGUAAAGCCAGAUUUUUACCAGGUGUGCCUUUGUUUGCGAUCUCCGGAUAGGUAGAAUAGCCAACCCACUUACCAAUGGGCCGAGAAUCACAAAGAACUCGAGAAGUUUGGUGCUCAGAGGUACACAAGCUAAGGUACAUGAAAGCAGAGGCAGAGUGCAACUUUACAGGGAGCGCAGAUUAAGCAAUGCGAGUAGGCUGGAUGAGGACCAAACAAUUCAUAUAAAAUGUAAGUAGGAUGCUUAGAUACAAGAAAAUAAUCCUAACAUUCAGAAAAUGAACAGAGAUAUACAGCAUUAUUUCCCGCACAUUACAAAAUACCCACUUUACAGAUAUUCAGCCUGAAGUUGAAGCAGGUUGAGUCACUGACCCAGGCCUUUCUUUAUUCUUAUUUUGACCAACUUUGUGGCACUGGGGCUUCGUUCUAUAAAAGAUAGUAAAAUCCCCAGAGAAGACAAAGAAAUAUGACUAAAUUGGAAAAGUGGAAUUUUUGAGGAAUAUUUAGUUCCAAAAGGAAGACUGAGCAAACUGUGUUUCUUACUGAUGGGAUUAGUUUUCUAUGUCCAGGGUUAAGGUCACUGUCUUUCUUAGAGCAUUUCUUCUUUUAUUCCUUCAGCAGACUUCUUUGGUCCCCCGCAACAUAGCAUGCUCUGUGCUACAACACUGGGCAUCCAAAGUGAGAGAAAUAACUUGGCUUUACUACCUCUAGGUCCCUCCUUAGCACUUCACUUAAAGCUCCAAAGCUCCUCCCUAAAAUGCAUUAUGUAUUAGUCACGUGCCUCUUGAGUAAAGGAGUGCCCUUAAUUUUUGUGAACUCCUUGUGUCUAUUGUGGCAGUUACAAUAGUUAAUUUCUUGUUCCUUUGAGUUUGUUUCUUAGAAUGUGGGUGAAUGAUGCCACCUUCUGGACACGAGAGAGCAGGGCCACACAGCUGCAUCCUGUGCAAGGGAAAUAACUCACACCUCUCCUAUCUGCUGCACUUAAUAGGAACCCAGAGUUUCCAUGAGCUCCACCAGAACCAUUGGUUACCUACUAAAACUGCCAUAAGAUCUAUUAAGUCAAGUGUCUUUCUUCUCUCCUUGUAUUUGGGAAGUAAGUUGUGGUAGACAUUCAAAUAUUAUCCCAGACCAUCUUAAAACAGUGGAAACUGAUCCAUGCUCACUUUUAAAAGCAUCACAAGUCUGGCAGGAUUGUACUAAGCAAAUGAAUCAAGGAAUUAUGUAAAUCACAAAAAUUGAAAAUGAACCAAAGUGAAGAGUAACUUCCAGGCAGUAGCUUGCUUUCUCUCUUCUCUUUUCUUAGGUAGAGUUUCACUGUGUGACCCAGGCUGGCCUCAGACAUGAUCCUGGAACUGCCUCAGUUCCAGGUGCUAGAGUGACAGGCCCCCACCAGGCAGUAUCUUUCUAUUGUAACCUGUUACUUAAGGGUAUAUGAUUUCUUUUAAAUAAGAUGUAAAAUUUGUUCCAAAUUACUUUUUCUCAGUCCUACUUGCCAAGAACUCAAAUGUGACUGACACAUAGCACUCUUUCCCAAGUAUACUGGCAGAUGUAUGUGACUUCAGAAUACACAGGUGACAUAGAUAUGAAAGGGCCACUGCUGGAUUCAUUUACACUGUUCAUACUUUCUUGACCAGACCUUGAGGGAAAGUCAGUUUAAAAAACAAACCUACAGCCAGCAUUAUACUUAACGGAGAAAAAUUAAAACCAUUCCCUCUAAAAUCAGGAACCAGACAAG
This is a messenger RNA of Castor canadensis (American beaver), 7840 nucleotides long. The record is from RefSeq and is a predicted model, not a curated record. NCBI's taxonomy places the organism in Eukaryota, Metazoa, Chordata, Mammalia, Rodentia, Castoridae.